GUUCGAACCGUCGAACGAUUAACAUAACCGCGAAUACGCGUAACUCGGUGCAUCGUUCGUCGUGAUAAAAAUGUUUUAGUCUCUAUCGAUCUUUGAGAUAUUUAUCGCAACCCUCGCGUUGCAAACGUCGUGUUAGUGAACACGUGUUGCUCUGCUCGGAUCUACUUAAGCAUCAGUACGAAUGAACGUUUGAAGUGACAAUUGUAGGACAAAGUUCUAGUGAUCGGAAAAUCAGAACGCAUUUCCAGAUAAAAAUAUCACUUCAGACAAGAGAGGUUCCAUAUUACCGCGAGGAUGGAAAAGCAGGGAAAAAUAUACGGACGCCCGAAGGAUUAUCCGAUACCGGACGUAUCCUUGGGACAAUUGCUGCUGGACAAAAUGCGCCAGAAUAUUGACCGGAUCUUUCUAAUAGAUGGACACACCGGCAAUCAUCUGACGAACGGAGACCUGCUCAAGCAGACUGUAAAACUCGCAAGAUUUUUGCAAAGGCACGGAAUCAAAAUGGGAGACAGAAUUUGCAUCGCGAGUGAGAACCGAUUCAAUUGGUGUGUGCCGGUUUACGCGUCGCUUUAUAUCGGCGCUAUAACGACGCCGUACAAUCCCGCGUACACGGAAUGGGAAAUUCGAAACCUGUUGAACAUCUCGAUGCCGCGAAUAGCCUUUGUGUCUCGGCGCACUGAAGGAGUCUUCGCGAAGGUGCAGUCAAGCUUACCCUACAUGGAACUAAUCGAGCUGGACGAUGAGCCGCUCUCAGCCAACGUGCGUACACUGGCGGAUAUCUUGAAUAACGAAGAAGACGAGGAUUUUCUGCGAUACAAUGCGCUCGAUAUUGGUGACAACAACAAACAUCCAGCGGUGAUUCUCAAUUCGAGUGGCACCACGGGAGUGUCGAAAGGGGUGACACUGUCCCACAGGAAUUUAUUAACAUUCUUAAUCGAAUUCUGCAAGCCGGUCUUCUUCAAUAUAACGCCGGACACCCGAUUCUCCCUGUUCCUGCCGUUCUAUCACGGUUACGCGUUCGGCCUGCUGCUGCUGUGCCUGACACGCGGCGCCAGCCUGGUCCUAAUGACUAGCUUCGAGGUGGAACUGUAUCUGAGGUUGAUAGAGAAAUACAAGAUUACCUCUUUGUCGGUCGUGCCGCCGAUCAUGACGCUCCUGGCGAAGCACCCGCUGGUGGGCAGGUGCGACUUUCGCAGCGUGAGAGAAAUCAUCUGCGGAGCAGCGCCGCUCCCGAAGGAACUUAUAAAGACGGUGAAGGCUCGCCUCGGUGUGAAAUACAUAUGCAACGCUUACGGCAUGACGGAGUUGACUAUAGCGACCCACGUGAGCGAUCGCCAAACGGACGACGUCGCUAUUUUGCAUCACAUGAUCGCUGGCAUGUACUCCAAAGUGGUAGACAUCAAGACACUCGAGACUUUGGACGUGGGUCAGACCGGCGAGAUCUGCUUCAAGGGCGAUCAAGUGAUGAUGGGCUACUGGAACAAUCCCGAGAUCACCAAGCAGACCAUCGACGAGGACGGAUGGCUACACACGGGCGACAUUGGCUAUUACGACGAGCAAGGUGCGCUGCACGUGGUCGAUCGGCUGAAGGAGCUGAUCAAGUACAAUGCCUACCAGGUCUCGCCGUCGGAGAUCGAGAUAGUCCUGCUGUCGCACCCCGCGGUGAAGGAGGCUGCAGUCUGCGGCAUACCUGAUCCGCGCAGCGGGGAACUGCCCGCGGCUGUGAUAGUGAAACAGCCUGGCGCCAAUCUCACCGCCCACGACAUUAUGGAAUUUGUCAAACAGAAAUUGUCACCGCAAAAAUGGCUGCGCGGCGGGGUGCAAUUUGUCGACGCUAUACCCAAGAAUCCCACCGGUAAGAUCCUGCGUCGCAAGGUUCAGGCGAUGAUUCUGGCAAUAAUGUCCAAGCUAUAACGAUAGACUCACGUUACUAAAGGAAAAGUAGAUUUGUAUCAAGAAAGGUUUAUUUUCGCUUGUCAAACAGAAUCUAAAAUCUUUUUGUUAGAUUUUAUUAGAUUAUUUUUUAUUAGAUUAUUUUAUUAGAUUAUUUUUAUUAGAUUAUUUUAUUUAACAAGUCGUUAUCGGCCGCAAAUACAUGUUUUAAUUUGUACGAUCUGAGGAGCCACUAAAGUGGCGCAGCGAAGGUUUCGUUAAACUAAAGUUUGCUAAAACCAAAAUGUACUCUUCGAUAAAU
This is a messenger RNA of Harpegnathos saltator (Jerdon's jumping ant), 2194 nucleotides long. Its product is annotated as 4-coumarate--CoA ligase 1. Lineage: Eukaryota; Metazoa; Arthropoda; Insecta; Hymenoptera; Formicidae. The record is from RefSeq and is a predicted model, not a curated record. The transcript has 7 exons. The coding region runs from base 295 to 1914 and encodes 539 amino acids. Gene Ontology annotation, molecular function: CoA-ligase activity.